AUGUGUUUAAGUCAAAAUCAUUUUUUCGUAUUAUUUCUGACCGCAGUUCUAACAGUUACAGCGGCUGUGGAUCGGAAUCCGAAAAAGCGUCAAAUAUACCGUGAACAAGUCUUGCCUCAUGCCGGCGGCAAAAUUCCCGACACAGCUUUCGAAACCGAUCGGCUCUUUUUGAAUCGACUGCAAUCUAAUGGUAUCUCUGUACCAGAUGGUGUAGUGACUGAACAGCGAAAUCCGCAAGUCUAUCAAUACCACGACAAAAGUCCCAGAGUGCUCUUUCAAAUAGCGCUCAGCUCGGAUGGUCGUUACACGCCCGUCGAAGGCAAAUAUCAUCAGCCGAAUGCACCGUCGAUUGAGACCACCUACCUCUAUCCACAAAUACACGGACACUUAACCGAUGCAACCCCCGCGAAGAGCGCCUAUCCGACAUACCGACAACUACAGUUACACAAUUCACAACUCAAUCAAGUGAAGCUGCAGCCCAAGAAGAAGACACAAUAUCUCAAUAUAACACCGAGUCUGCACAAAGGCCAUGGCAAUGCAUAUCGGACCCAAGCAUACCAGAAUUUCAACAUUAUCAACACGCCAAUAGUGCCACCAAGCGGAGCAGUGGCAGCGGCGACGCUGUCGUCAGGGAGCGCCAACAAAUUUGACUACUUAGUACCGAAUGUGGAUAGCUCGGCACAUCUAUUCAACGAUUUUGAUGAGCUCUUUAACCACUUCAAUUUGCACGAGGGUAGUGCGGCAGUUUACAGCGGAGGUAUUGGUUGCUUUAUAAAGUUACUGAAAAAUAGAGUUGUAAUUAAAAUAAUGAAUGGGCAACGUGUGACAUUGUGCUGCAGCUUAUUGCUUGCAUGCGCAUACCUUGCGGCAUCGAUAGCGGUGGAAGUGCAGACCUACGGCCACCUCUACCAUCCACCAACCGAAGAGCAUCGCCGAGAAGAAAAACAAGAUCUCUCAAAAAUACCCGGUGUACCAGGUGUUGACUAUCCGAUUUAUCACAAAGUGCCGCACACGAAUUUCCAUUGUGCCAAUGUGCCAGCUGUGCCGGGAAUGUAUGCAAAUGUUGAGACCGGCUGUCAGGCCUACCAUGUUUGUCACGACGGACGCGAGGGUCAUCAAGGCGCAGAAUUUCUCUGCACUAACGGUACUAUUUUCAAUCAAAAAGAAUUCGCAUGCGAUUGGUGGUACAAUGUUAAAUGCGAAGAGGCGGUCAAUUACUAUCACUUGAAUUCGGAUCCCGAACACAACCCUUACUUCCAGAAGAAAAAGGAACCGGAAGUGGAACAAAAUGAACACGAGGGUUUCUAUAUUCACGCAUAAUUUUUACAAAAAACAAUUCAUCUCAUCAAAUUUCAUAAAAUUAUUAUGCUUAGUUACUUUGGUUUCCAUGCUGUCAACUAUUUUCAUUAAAUAAUACCGUUUAUUUGGAAAGUGGU
Messenger RNA from Bactrocera latifrons, 1436 nucleotides. RefSeq lists its product as uncharacterized. Lineage: Eukaryota; Metazoa; Arthropoda; Insecta; Diptera; Tephritidae. Gene Ontology annotation, cellular component: extracellular region. The transcript is spliced from 8 exons. The record is from RefSeq and is a predicted model, not a curated record. The coding region runs from base 1 to 1320 and encodes 439 amino acids. Gene Ontology annotation, molecular function: chitin binding.